Molecule: messenger RNA, 234 nt
Organism: Funneliformis mosseae
Lineage: Eukaryota; Fungi; Glomeromycota; Glomeromycetes; Glomerales; Glomeraceae
Source: the annotation of a GenBank genome assembly
AUGAUCACUUGUAUUAAUAGCGAGGAUGCUCCAUCUGAUGAAAUGUUUAGACUAAUUGUUACACAACCACUUGAUAGAAAUCAAGUCACUGAACAAACUUUGAAGCAUAAACUUUCUAGGCCUAUUUCUUUAGUGAGAUCAGUUAUAUUACAUGAUGAGUCCAUCUUAAAUAACGCAAUUGAGAGCUCUACGCAGAAAUUAGCUUAUUGGAUUGAUGAGACUAUGAAAAUCUGA